Molecule: messenger RNA, 2722 nt
Organism: Onychostoma macrolepis
Lineage: Eukaryota; Metazoa; Chordata; Actinopteri; Cypriniformes; Cyprinidae
Product: gastrula zinc finger protein XlCGF26.1-like
Exons: 3
Coding region: 171-1673 (500 amino acids)
Cellular component (GO): nucleus
Source: RefSeq, a predicted model, not a curated record
CCUGUAAAAGAGCUGAAUUCAGUAAGAUCAAAGACGUCCCUUAUAGAAGAUGAAUUUGUUAUUUUCACAAUGUAUCUGUUAUUCCAUAGAGAGUUAUUAUGAGGGGUAAAAUCAUGUUUGUAAAUCUGCAGUUUCUUCUUUGAAUCAAUCCUUAAUCGUAUCACUUGAACAUGUUCUCGGUGUGUAAACGCAUUAUUUCGCGCGGGACUUUUAUUGUGACGGGGUGUCGUGACGUCACAGGCCCGCGCCGCGCUCCUGCAUCUGUGACUCUGCUGAAGAAAGAGAAACUCCUGCUGAAGCACACUGUUAUAAAGAUGGCGUUUAUUAAAGAGGAGAGAGAAGACCUGAAGAUUGAAGAAGAUUUCAGAGUCAAACAUGAAGAUACUGAGACACAACAAACAGAGAUGAUGUUUAUUAAAGAGGAGAGAGAAGACCUGAAGAUUGAAGUCAAACAUGAAGAUACUGAGGAACAAACAGACCUGAUGCCACUGCAAGAGGAGAGACAAGAACUGAAUAAAAAAACAGAAACUUGGAACCUUAAAGUCCACACUGAAGAGAGUCAUUUUAGAUGCCAACAGUGCGGAAAGAAUUUCAGUCGAAAACAAAGCCUUAAAAUGCACUUAAAAAUCCACAGUGGAGAGAAGCCAUUCAUAUGCCCUCAGUGCGGAAAGGGAUUUACACUGAAUAAAACACUUAGUGCCCACAUGAGGAUUCACACUGGAGAGAAACCUUACUCCUGCGAACUGUGUGGGAAGGUUUUCUCUCGAAAAGAAAGUCUUACAAUUCACAUGAGGAUUCACACCGGAGAGAAGCCUUACCCCUGCCAGCAGUGUGGGAAGAGCUUCUCAGUAAAAGGAAAUCUUAAAAUUCACAUGAGAAUUCACACCGGGGAGAGGCCGUUUAUAUGCUCUCAGUGUGGAAAGAGUUUCUCACUAAACAGACAUCUUGAAGUUCACAUGCAAGAUCACACCGGCGAGAGGUUGUUCAUCUGCUCUCAGUGUGCGAAGAGUUUUAAGCAGAAAAAAGAACUUGAUGCCCACAUGAGAAUUCACACUGGAGAGAAGCCUUACUCCUGUGAACUGUGUGGGAAGAGCUACAAAAUCAAAGCAGUCCUCAAUAUUCACAUGAGAGUUCACACUGGAGAGAAGCCUUUUGUUUGUGAUCACUGUGGAAAGAGUUUCAGAUAUAAAGAAAGCCUUAAUCAUCACAUGAGGAUUCACUCAGGAGAGAAAGGUUUUAUUUGUCAUCUGUGUGGAAUGAGUUUCCCAGACAGGAAUCACCUUGAGAAUCAUGUAAAAAUUCACGCCGGAGUUAAGCUUUUCAUGUGCCAUCACUGUGGAAAGAGUUUCAAACAAAGAAUGAACUUUGUGAAUCACAUGAGAGUUCAUACUGGAGAGAAGCCUUUCUCCUGCACUCAGUGUGGAAGGAGCUUCACAGGUAAAGGACACCUUGAGUAUCACAUGAGAGUUCACACUGGAGAGAAGCCUUACACCUGCCCUAAUUGUGGAAAGAGCUUCACAAAUAAAGGAAACCUUAAUACCCACAUAAGAGUUCACACUGGAGAGAAGCCUUACAAGUGUCUUCAGUGUGAAAAUAGUUUCACAUAUCACACAGAACUGAAACGGCACUUGCAAACUCAUUCUGGAGAGAAAUUGCUGAUUUCCUCGGUGUGACAGAGGUUUAGGAAAACAAUCAAUUUCAACAUUGUUGCAUUCACUCUGGAGAAAGACAAUUAAAGGGUUACUCCACCCCAAAAUGAAAAUUUUGUCAUUUCAUUUUGGAUGAAAACUGGGAUUGACUGCAUAGGAAAUGACACUGUCAAGGUCCAGAAAAGUAUGAAAGACAUCGUCAAAAUAGUCCAUCUGCCAUCAGUGGUUCAAUCUGUAUUUUAUGAAGCGACGAGAAUACUUUUUGUACGCAAAGAAAAUAAAAAUAACAAUUAUUUUUUAACAAUUCGUCUCAUCUGCGUCAGCGUAGCAAAGUGCGUAUGCUGUUCUGUGUCAUCCGCUCACACAGAUACGCUGUUUUCAUUCAAAUCAAAGCGUAAAGAACAGAAGACGUAUCCGUGUGGAUACAGCGCCACGGUGUCAGUUAAACUUAUUUUUAACUGUUCAGUGAAAAGGAUUUACUCUGUAUAUGAAUUUUAAUCCACGCUACAUGAACCUUUUCAUAUAAACUGGAGUAAAUGCAAAACUAGAGCCAAACUGAAAUGAGACAUUAGUACUAAAUACGAUAAUGAGUAAAUGAAAAAAUCAUAACUAAAUGACGUAUGUAAGCGCGUUUUCUGUACAUUUCGAAAUAAGGUGCAUUAAAAGUCGAUACAACUUGAUAAAUAUUAAUAUUUUAUUUAAACACGUGUCUCCACGCUCUAUUCAAUAAAAGUCUAGUGCAUUUAAUCUAUUAAAUGAGUGAGCGAUUUUUUUGGAUGUGGUAAGAUUACAUUUAUUUUAGUGAAUAAAGUACUAUAUCUCAGCUAUCGUUUUGUUAGGAAUGGUACACAAAAUGUUAUUUUAUCCUUGCUUCUAGGAAAUCCUCAAUCUAUAUGCUUUCUAACAGCUUCAUGUGGCCGUAAACAUUUAAUUUUAACGUGGCUUUAAGCAUUAUGCAUUGUUAAAGUUUCACUUUCAACGUGUCUAAGCCGGUAAAUGUGGUGUUUACAUGGAAUAAUUGUAAUAUGAGUUUACCUUGUGGUCCGAACCCAGAGUCUCCGCUAGGGCUGUCG